AUGGCAGUCGAAGAGGUACAAUUAUUAGGACAAGGAGCUGGAUACGGUAUUCUUGUAGGUGUUGGUGCAUUCUUUGCCAUUGGUAUAGUAAUUGCCACAAAGCUUAUGACUAAAUAUUUACAUGAAAAUGCGAACUCAACUGAAAUGUUCAUGGUUGCAAAUCGAACAGUUGGAACUGGAUUAACCACUAGUGCGGUUUAUCUGUCUUGGAGUUGGGCAACUGAAUUCUUAUGGUGUGUUACUAUGGUUUACCUCUAUGGUGUAAUGGCAGCUUUUUGGUUUGGAGCUGGGCUCACUGUUCAAAUCUGUGUUAUGGCUGUACUUGGGAUUGAAGCAAAGAAAAAAAUCCCUGCAAGUCAUACAUGCCUUGAAAUUAUCGAAUUGAGGUAUGGAAAAGCAUGCCAUUUACUCUACAUGUUCUUAUGUUUGGUAAACAAUUUACUAUCAUGUUCUGCAAUGAUUUUGGGUGCUUCUGGUGCUAUUUCUGUAAUUUCAGGAAACUUAAAUAUUGUUGCAAGCACAAUGUUAAUUCCAUUUGGUGUACUAUUAUAUACCACAGUUGGUGGGUUAAAGUCAACUUUCUUGACCGAUUUUGUGCAUUCAUUUAUUCUUAUAAUAGUGUUAUGUUAUAUUGUCACUUCAAUUUUGACAAGUGACCAGAUUGGUGGUAUUGGAGGUCUCUAUGAUUUAGCCAUUAAACAUGAUGGUGACAGAUACAUCGAGGGGAACUAUCAAGGAUCUCAUUUAACUGGGAAAUCCCAAGGUGCCAUAUUUUUUGCUAUUAUUCAUGCAAUUGGUGAUACAGGGUUGACCGUUAUGGAUAGUUCAUUUUGGCAGAAAAGUUUUAGUGCUGAUUUGAAGGCGUCAGUUCCAGCAUAUAUUCUUGCAGCUGUGAUGAUUUUUGCCAACGUGUGGUCUUUGGGAACAAUUGUUGGGCUUGCUAAUGUUAUUUUGGAGGGAAGUCCAUCCUUUCCAACUUACCCGCGUAAAAUGACUGACUAUGAAGUCAAUAGUGGGUUUGGUUUACCGUAUGUUUUGAAAGCAUUAUUAGGUGAUAAAGCCCUCGGAUCUUUACUUCUUAUUCUUUAUCUUGCCGUUACCUCGACCGUAAGUGCACAAAUGAUAUCUGUUAGUAGUAUCAUUUCGUUUGAUAUAUAUAAGAAGUAUAUCAAGCCUGAAGCCAAAAAUCAUCAUUUAAUCAGGGUCUCUCAUAUCGGAGUUGUCGUAUUCGGACUUUUUGCAGCUGGAUUUUCAGUCAUGCUCCAUUUUGUUGGUGUGGAUCUUACUUGGAUGAGUUAUUUCUACUCCAUGGUUAUUUGUCCAGGGGUUGUCCCCUUGAUCUUAUCAAUUACGUGGGAUCGCCAGACUACGUUAGCUGCAUUUGUCUCACCAAUUGUAGGAAUGAUUGCUGGAAUUUCUGUAUGGGUUGCAACAGCAUAUAAAUUCUAUGGAGAAGUUACUAUUAAGAGUACUGGCCAACAGUUGCCUUGCCUUUAUGGUGGACUUACAACGAUAGUGUUACCAGGAAUUCUUACGGUGAUUAUUUCUCUCACCAUUAAUCCAAAAAAAUUUGAUUGGGAAAAAUUUAAAGAAGCACAAAUCAUCAUUGCCGAAGAAGAAGAAUCAGUAACAGUAUCAGAAGUUGGUCUGACUGUCGGAAGUAAGGAUGCUCUUCCCGACAAAGAGAAAACAUUGGUUCGAAAUGAAUCUUUAAGUGAUGUUGAGAUUCAAAAUCAAGAUGAGAAGCAAUCCCUUGAAAAUGAAAGAACAAUUAGCCUUUACAUAAAGUUAGCUUAUGGAUCGACAAUCUUCACUACACUUUUGUUAUGGGUUGUUUGGCCAUUGCCCCUCUAUAGAGAUUGGAUAUGGAGCCGACCAUUUUUCAUUGGAUGGACGACAGUGAGUGUGAUUUGGUUAUACUUUGCUCUUAUUGCAGUCGCCAUUUACCCCUUAUGGGAUGGAAGACACGAGCUUGCCAAAGUUUCAAGAGGUGUUUGGAAAGAUUAUAUUAAGAGAAAAUGA
Molecule: messenger RNA, 2022 nt
Organism: [Candida] anglica
Lineage: Eukaryota; Fungi; Ascomycota; Pichiomycetes; Serinales; Debaryomycetaceae
Source: the annotation of a GenBank genome assembly